UCCUCUGAGGAGAGUCUUUAGUUGGGAGACACCGUUUCUCCCCGAGGCUAAGCUCUUCGACGAUGGCGGCUUCAAGACCUGGGCAGCUGAAGAAGCUCCUGCUCCGCCAUUUCUCCUACUGUUAUGCCUACUCUUCUAGUGCUCAAUCCCAUCGUCUUCUUCAGUCGAACCCUGCAUUUCCCACAUUUUCCCCCACCCACUUCCCUAAAUUCCUUCCUUUACCAGCUCUCUAUCUGCCUCGGAGCUUCUUAUCCACCGCAACCACCUCCGGUGAGCAGCUGCCGGAGGACGAUGUAGCUCACGCCCUCUCAGCCGAGCUCCUCGAGAGCCCCGACGCGGACCCCCUGUCAGUCUCUCGGCGCCUUGCUCUCAACUUCUCUCACCUUACUCCGACCCCUCCCCUGGUCCUCUCCGCGCUUAAUCUCUCCCCGGAGGCUGGCCGGACGGUGCUAGGGUUCUACGACUGGCUGGCCCAGAACCCCAACUUCGCCCACACCGACGAAACGGCGUCGUACUUCGUCGAUUACUUCGGCCGGCGCAAGGAUUUCAAGGCGACCCAUGACUUGUUGUCCAAUGCCAAGGGCAUUGCCGGCCUCAAGACCCUAAAUUGUGCCAUCGACCGGCUUGUCCGGGCAGGCCGGCCAGUUCAGGCGGUCGGGUUUUUCGAGAGGAUGGAGAGGGAUUACGGGUUUAAACGUGAUAAAGAGUCGAUGAAGUUGGUAGUCGAGAAGCUGUGCGAGAAUGGGUAUGCGAAUUAUGCCGAGAAGAUGGUGAAGAAUCUGGCGAAUGAGUUUUUUCCCGACGAGUAUGUUUGCGACUUGUUGAUUAAAGGGUGGUGUGUUGAUGGGAAGCUUGAUGAGGCUAAUAGAUUGGCUGCGGAGAUGUAUAGGGGAGGGUUUGAGAUCGGCCCGAUGCCUUAUAAUGCGAUCCUCGAUUGUGUCUGUAAGCUCUGCCGGAAGAAGGACCCAUUUCGGAUGGAGUCUGAGGCCGAGAAAAUCCUCGUGGAUAUGGACUAUUACGGAGUCCCGAGAAAUGUGGAGACUUUCAAUGUGUUGAUUAGGAACUUGUGCAAGAUUAGGAAAACCGAGGAUGCAAUGAAGUUGUUCUCUAGGAUGGGAGAGUGGGGAUGUCACCCGAACGAGGAGACUUAUCUUUUACUGACCAGGAGCUUGUAUCAGGCGGCAAGAGUCGGGGAAGGGGAUGAGAUGAUUGAUCGAAUGAAGUCUGCGGGGUACUCGAUUGACAGGAAGGAGUAUUACGGGUUCUUGAAGAUCUUGUGCGGGAUCGAGAGGGUAGAUCAUGCGGUGAGCGUGUUUGAAAAGAUGAAAGCUGAUGGAUGUGAGCCAGGAGUUAAGACUUACGAUCUGUUGAUGGGCAAACUCUGCUCGCAUAAUCGGGCAGAUAAGGCCAAUGUACUGUUUAAUGAAGCUCUUAGGAGAGGAGUGCCCGUGACUCCCAAGAUGUACAAGGUAGAGCCGAGAUACAUUAAGAAGCCAAAGGCUGAGAAGAAGGGGAAGAAGCGGGAGACUCUGCCCGAAAAGACUGCGAGGAAAAGGAGACGCCUUGCGAAGAUUCGACUGAGUUUCGUGAAGAAACCGAAGAAGACAAUGAGAGGAUGAGGAAUGCAUACUGAUUUCCCUCAAUAGGAUAGGGCAAGACAUUGUUGUUCUACUGCUUUUCAGACUAGAAAGGUUUCAUUUUCAUCUGAAUUUUGAUGAAUAACAGUUUCUGAGAUGAUUGUUCUGUUGUUUCGUGCGAGGUCUGUAUAUCUUUGCAGAGAAUGCAUCCGAUUGGAACUCGA
Molecule: messenger RNA, 1801 nt
Organism: Punica granatum (pomegranate)
Lineage: Eukaryota; Viridiplantae; Streptophyta; Magnoliopsida; Myrtales; Lythraceae
Source: RefSeq, a predicted model, not a curated record